CAAACUGGAUUCUGCUACAAUCGGACGUGCAAGACUGCCUCGCCAUGCCAAAGCGGACACUUCUCCCAGAGAGCCCUAACACCACUGUUAAGGUCCUGUGCCUCCUAGCCGCUUUCCUUGGCAACGCCAUGGCCGUCUACAUCCCGUCGUACGGCGUGCCGGUGGCUGGCUACCCCGGCGUUUCUGUGACCGGCUACCCCGGCGUGCCAGCUGUCAUGAGUGUGCAUGCCGCCCCCGUUACCGCACUGCAGACCGUCCACCAGGCGGUGCCAGGGGCACCCACGGUCCACAACGUGGCUACCCCGUACGGCUACCGCACAACCGGCGUUAGCUACAGCCACAGAGUCGACGCCCGGCCAGUGCGCGCAGGCUACACGUACGGCCUCACGCCUUACGGCCUCGACUACGGAUACGGACUUGGCGCCUAUGGAUACCCCACCGUGGUCAAGAAAUGAGACAAGAUAAAGCUUUGAAGUGUGUUUCUUCUUCAAAGUGUUCCGAAAAACGACUGCAGCGAGCCACCACGAGGAGUACGGUGCCUUGAGAAGUAUGCCGCGUGACACUUUUCCACCCUGAAAAAGAAAUAAAC
Dermacentor albipictus is the source of this 589-nucleotide messenger RNA. RefSeq names its product shematrin-like protein 1. The record is from RefSeq and is a predicted model, not a curated record. NCBI's taxonomy places the organism in Eukaryota, Metazoa, Arthropoda, Arachnida, Ixodida, Ixodidae.